Messenger RNA from Paracoccidioides lutzii Pb01, 2508 nucleotides. RefSeq lists its product as hypothetical. Bases 1 to 2508 code for a protein of 835 amino acids. The record is from RefSeq and is a predicted model, not a curated record. The transcript has a single exon.
AUGCUUUGCCAGCGACACACCUCUCCACUACACUUCGAACCCCUGUCCCCGUCGCCCUCAGACCUGCUAAGUGGCUUCUCCUCUUCUGACAGUGGUGACGUACUGGAUGAUGCUUCCAGGGCUUCGAGAAGGAGGAAAAUCGAGAGCCUGGCACAGGAUUACCUCGAAGGAAAGCCUCUAUUUAUUCUGUCGGCCAGUCUGAAGGGUCCCUUCAACAAUGACUGGGUCAAUCCGUGGAAGAAAUCAGAAUCUCCUAAAGAGUUGUCGAACAAGCAGCAGCGAAUGAAAGGCGAGGCCCAGGUAGAUAGAUCGGGGAUUAGAGUGGUACCUGUACCUGAGCCUUCAUCGUCAGUAGUAAAACACAUCAAACGCCAUUCGAAAUACCCCCGAGUUCAUCGCCAGGGGAGUGGAUUUGAAUCUUCUUCCAAUCCGGAGCCUAUUUGCCACCUCCAACAGCAGCAGCAGCAGCAGCAACAUCAACAACAACAACAACAAUCACAACAGUAUGUCAAUGACUUGGGAAGAAAGUCAGGAAAGAGGGAUAGAGAGCGACUUGAGACCGAUAUCUCCAGCCACGGUCAACAAAGAAGCCCGUCGAUUGUCCUCUCAAAACAGCGAUCAAAAUCCGCAGUGCAGUCACGGAUCUCUUCUUCGCAAGCAGAGCGUCACUGGUCAGCACCAUACCGCGUUUCAAAGAGCCGCUGGUUGGAAAAGGAUGAAAAGAAUGAAAAGAGACUUCAUCAACAGGACUUCAACCGUUCAAUCUCCUCAGCCAGUCCCACACCCGGCUACCGCCGGCGCUUUCCUAGAGAAUCUCAACUGCAGGACAGAGGAAUACAGCACAAGAGGCAGCGGGUGGGUGAUUUGGAUGAUCAGCACAAAACCCCCACUCCUCACCAUAUCGCAUUUACCCCUAUCAAUGGACGACUUCAUCCUGAGGAAGUGUCCUCUUCUCGGAGAAAUUCAAAGUCUCCGGGAGGUCGUUCCUGUUAUCCAAAGCCCGACAAUCCCGGUUCUGCGUUUACAGGGCAUUCCAGCCGUAGAGAAAAGGAAGAUAUUUCUCUGCAUGACAAGAAGAGCAGUUAUGCUUCAGCACCGAAAUCACAAAAAUCUCAAGAUGUACAUGUUUCAACGUCGCUUCAUGUUGUCACUUCGUUAGACCAUCAUCCAGAGUCUCAAUAUGGACACACUGAUAAGGUAAGGUCAAGCGCAAAUACAACCUCAAGCUCCAAUACCCGUAAAGCUGAAAAUCGAUGGCGAUCGCAAUCGCGCGGUGAUAAACCGCAACGCAAAAACAAACUAAGGAGUAAAGAAAAUAUUUCACACAACUCUGUACCAGAUCUAACCCCUGAAGGAACACAUGAUUUCCAGGACCAGGACCAAGACCAGGGUCAAGAUCAGAACCAUACUUUCAAUGCAACUGCAUCAGGAACCAUUCCCAUUCCAUCUGCCCAACUGAUCCCGGAGCAUUCCAGAUUACCAAACCCCGCAUUAUCCCUCUAUUCCACUGACUUCUCGGGAAGGCACAAUGUCACAGGCACCAUGAGACACGAGACUCAGAAUCUAAACCACGACGAGCAAUUUUCGACCAAGGUAGCAUUGACCAUUGCCCAGAAGUCGUUGGGGGACGAUUUGGCCUUUGCAACUGGGGAUAUAGUUACAGCAACAGAAAUAAGAAAAGCUUCUCUACAGCGGACUGGCCAAGCUGAACAACAAAUCAAUGACGUAUCCGUAUAUGAUAUCCCGAAUGACGACCAACCUGCCACGAAUAAUCCCAAGCGUCAAGCGCAAGACGGAAGCACGCGAGCGAUGCUUAAUUCACAGGCGCUGUUUGAUUUCAGUACGGUAAAAAGGAUAAAACCGGGACGACCAUCAGAGGCAGAUACGGAUAUAGUUGGUAAAAAAUCCAAGAGGCAACGAGACACGUCCUACCCCUAUUAUGAACCGCCACAAGCAUCUCCCUCGAACCUACGAAUACAGACACAAUCUCUAUCUCCCAAAUCCGUCCCCUUCCUUCCCAAUGGUGGUCAGACCAACGACUCCUCCAACCUUCCUCAUCCCCUUUCCCUUCCCCGUCCAUUCCCUGCCGCUGCCUCUGCCCCCACCGACUCAUCCCAACCCAACCACCUCUCCAACCCCAUCCACCCCCUUACAACCAACCCAUCCACAUACACAGACAGCACCAUCCUCCCCUUCAACCUCACGUCCUCUACAACGGGCACGUGCCACCAAGACGGUCAAGGCCACGGGGAAUCGAGGGACAAUUUCAAUCUGAGCCAAGCGAUCCUGGAUGCGGGGACGUUUUUGGGCAGCUGGGAUUUUGAGAGGUUGGAGCUUCAGCUCAGUCAUAGUCAUAGUCAAACUCACAGUUACGGGCAUGGCGGGAGGAAUAGCGCUGGUAAUGGUGAUGGGAAGAUACAGCCGCCGCAGCUGUCGUCUGAGAAUGUGGAUGCGUCUGGACCGAGGCUGCAAUCUAUUCUAAGGUCGGAGGGGUCGGGGAGGUGGUAG